GAAGGGCCGCGUCGUUCUUGUUUCUGCCACUCUCCAUUGUUUUUCCUGGUCGCCUUCGUUUCAGAUCUUUUCUCGCGAGUUCUUCACUCCUUCUGGAUCGUCCACCGAUGGACGAAAAAAGGAAGAAGAAAAGGAGGCGGAGAGCCCAGGCGUCUUCGCCGGCUCUUCCUGCUUCCUGCUCCGCUGCUCUCUGUGCCUCAGGUCCUUCUUCAGUGGUCUGUUCCUCUCCGUCAAGUCGCGUUUCCUUUCCUGUCCAACCUGCAGAUUCGGAUGCGAACGUUUCGGCAGCAUGCUACACAUCUGCUCGGAGCAACGAGAAAAACAGUUUCGCUCCCCGUGGAGGAUCGACGGCACCGCAGCCGGACAGCAGCCCCUCAUCUCCUCCUCUGGGAAAGCCGCGGGUGACCUCUCUGAAGAAAAAUAGACCUGCCAACAAGUCGCUUCCUCACUCGCCACUGCUCUCGCCUAAGACCUCUUUUGCUUCCUCGAAGCCGUUGGAGAAGCGCCGGGGGAAAGACCUUCCCGCCGGUAUCUAUGAGGACCCAAGUGUCUCCCGGUUUCUGGAAGCUCGCAGGCUCCCGACCCUCUGUCUUCCUGCUGCCGCCGCGUCCGCGUCUGCCGGUGCCAAGGCGUCUCUCCUGCGAGGUAAUACAACGUCGCCGGAUCCUCGUCUGGGGGAGAAGAAGCCGAAAGGCGAGAAGGAGCUGACACACAAGAAGGAGAAGCUGGCGACGCCCCUGCACCGCUCCGUCUCCGUAUUGCCAGCAGCCAAAAAGACGUUCGGAGGGUCUCUCAGCAAAGCCGAGAGUCUGCACGAACAAGCUGCGGACCAAAGGCUCGAAGCACCGAAGAAGCAACUCUCGUCACCUCUUCUCGCCGGCAGAGAGAAGCGCCAGUCCACAGCGGCAGAGGGCGGAGAGAACGAAGCCGAAGGGCAACCUGAGAAGAAGAAGAAAAAGAAAAAGAAGAGGUCGGACGACGGCUUCCUUGAAGAAGGCGCCGACCCUGAGGCAGUCAAGCGAAAGAAGAAAAGCAGCUCCGAUAAACAUGGUGAAGAAGGAGACGCGCCGGGGGAAGGAGGAGACAACAGGGGAUCUGGAAAGGGGACAGAGAAUGCAGCGAGAGAGAAGAAGAAAAAGAAGAAGAAGGACGCGCGGGUGCAAGAGGAGCAGCGGCCGUCGGAGAGCGAAGCCGUGAAGGAGAGACACCGAGAGGAAGAGAUGAAGCGAGAGGGCGAGGGGAACCGGAAGGAGGAAGGCAUUCGAGGCAAGACGAAGAUAACCAGUAACCACGGCGACAAAGAAAAGAGACAGACGACGCGGAGUGAAGGAACAGAAGACCCUGAGCACGCGAGAGGCUGGCAAGUGAAGCAGAGAGAGAAGGUGCAGCACUGGAACGAGGCAGAGAGGGGCGAACGGAGAGAGAACGAAGUCUCGUCCUGCUCUUCUGACGACGACGAAGAUGCCAGUGACGCCCACACACUGCUGCACCUGGCGUCUUGGGGAGACGAAACAAACAGAGAGAGAUCUGAGUCUCAGUGUUCUUCCCUGGAAGAAACGCCUUCACUGUUCAGCCAGGACUCUGGGCCUUCUCGGCCUCGGAGGGAUCCUGGAUCACGAUACACUCCGCCUCGAGGCGCCGUGUCAGGAGAGAAGCAAGUCAAACUCGACAAAUCUCGACAGAAAGAGAGCGACAUCCAAUUAGGCUCUUCCCAGAAGAGAGGAAACGCAGCGGUCGCAUCUUCGCGCCACGAGCGAAACGACGAACAGAGUCACCUGUGGGGAAGCGACACCCUAUUUGGGUCUGGAGAGGAGGAAGAAGAAGAGGAAGAAGAAGAGGACGAAGAGGAGGACGAGGGAGACGCGGACGUGGACGAGGAAGAGGAGGAGUCCGAAGAAGAAGGCGAAGACUACGAAGACGAUGACGACUAUGAAGAUGAAGCCUCUUCAUACGAAAGUGAAGCCUUGAGUGACUCUGAGUCGCCAGGAGCGUCCUGCUUCGCUUUCUCUGAGGCUGAAGAGGGCGAGAACGAGGAAGAGCGAGAAGAUGGAGACGUAGAAGAGGACGCAGAAGAAGAAGCAGAAGAAGCAGAAGAAGAAGCAGAAGAAAGCUUCGAGGACCAGGAGGCUAGCUGGGAUGAAGACUGGCAAGAUGAGGAGGCGAGCGGCAUCGAAGAAGCAGAGGGACUGGCCGAAGAAGAUUAUGGCAUGUAUGAAGACAUGGGCGAAAACGACAAUUUCGUCUCGUCGCUGUCGUCUUCUGGUCAGUCAUCGCCUCAACUGUCUCCUCGCUCGCCAUCCCGAGGCCCUUCCGCGGUUGCCGCUCCUCUCGCACUGUCGCCGAAACUCCCGCCCUCGGCGGCUCCACGAGACAUGCCAUCUGCGUCGGCGUCUCCCUCUCGCGAACCUCCUCGCGCGUCGCCUUCUCGCUCUCCUUCCCCCUCGUCUCCUCACGCGUCAAGGCGAUCUCUUGCGCACUGCACUCGGAGAAAGCAAGAAAACGAAAAAGGCGUAGAACGGGAGGCUUCUAUCUCGCUGCCGCCUCGUCGCAGCUCGCGUCUCGCGGGUGUGCUUGCGUUGCCUCUUUCGCCUUCCUCGCCCUGCAACGGCGGCCGCGCCUCUCUCGCCGCUUCGGCUUCCCCUGCGCGUGGCGGCGCGAGUCGCGCGCUCUCGCUCUCGCCGCAGCUAGCCGCGUAUGGAGCCCAACGCGGCCGAAAGGGGACAGUCUCCGGCGGGAAAGCCGGUGACGUAUGCGAGGGCGCGGGGCGACGAAAGGCUGAAGGGGGAGACGAAACGGAGAAGCGGACGACGCCCGCCUCGCGGUCAAGCACCUCCAAAGAUGAUUCAGCGAAUCAGCGAUCCGGGUCCCGUCUCCGGAAGCGGGACAGAGACGGAGACAGCAGGCCGGAGGUGUCUCACCACGUUUUGUCUCGGAGCCGCGCUCUGGCGAAGGAGAGAGACAACGACAUGUCUGCCUCCACCAUCUCUUCUCGAGGUCCAAAUGCAAGAGAGCGGCGGCCUGCGAGUAUCGGCACUCGUGGGGGGUCGGCUGGAGGCGAGGAGACAGCUAAGAAGAGCGAGGAGACAGGGCGGAAGCGGCGGAGAGUGGUACAAGACCCGGAGGAGUCGCAGGCGCAGACAAACGUGAUGCGUCGUAGAGGCGCCGACCGGGAAUACGACUUGACGAGCAAGUCCGCAGAUAAGUCCGGCAGCAACACACGCAGUAAAGAAGAACGCGGCUCGCGGCUGUCUUGCCGCUUGUCUUCGGCUGCCUCACCAGUUCCAGAGGGACAGGAGACAGAGGCGACCAAGAGAGAAGGCGUCCGAAGCAGACGGCGAACAGCUGACGCACUGGAAGGAUCACAUCGGGAGAUGACUCCGCGCUCGCAUCCUUCCGCUUCCCUUCCUUUCCCCUCUUCAUCUUCUCCAUGCUCAGGUGCUCCUGGUGCAGCAUCGUCUGCGUUGAUUUCUGGGAGAGACGGACCUGAAAAAGAGGCUGAAGAACAGAGAACAGCUGUCCGUCGUCGUCGACUCGUUCGCCUUCUGUCUCCCUCCGACAGCGAGGAUGACGGAGACAGACCGGCGCCUACGGCGACAGAAUCCAGGCGUGACGCCCAGAACUCGAUCCACUCCCCGACUCCUGCGACGCCUUCUCUCUUCACGAAACCUUCUCCCUCUUCAUCUUCUUCUUCAUCUUCCUCCUGUUCUUCCUCGACUUCGUCGUGGCUUUUUUCGGGGCGGUCGCAGGAGGCGAGCGAUGACUUGGAGGGUGCCUGGCGAAUCGUUGCCUCUCGCGUGGACAGACACUUGGAGUCCCUGCGUCGCGUUGCGCAGGAGCUCGAGAGGGAGAGGGAGGCGGCGCGGCGGACGCCGGCUGCAGGGAAGAAGCCUCUUGCAGACUCGCCGCGGGACGCCGCACAUGCAGUUGGAAAUAAAAGGCCCAGCGCGUCUCCGAUGCCGUCUGUCUCUAGCGCUGUGCCGCGAGACGCGGCGGGCGGGUGCGGCGGGAGGCUGUCGCUCGACGAACAGCGGAGAGGCGAGAGGGAGUCCGAAAGAGAGAGCGAAGAGGCGAGGCGACGGACGAGCGCCAGCGCAGCCAAGUUCAUUCUGGGGGGGUUUCGUCCACCGAAGCAAAGCGCGAGAACAAGAACGGCGUCGGCGUCGGGUCCUCAAGAGACCCAACAGGAGUCACAUGCUAGCCGUCCUCAAAGUGGCAACGCUCGUACGCCUGCUCCGCAUGCACACAACGCGGAGGCGCAAUCUGAGGCUGGCCGCCGAGACCGCCAGGGACCAGGAGACGCGCGAGGCGGCGAGGCUGCUUGCGUGGAAGGCUCGGGCGCCCCAGCUGUCUCUUCGGUCCGCGGCUGCAAAGUUGGGGACAACGGAGACACCUCUCCAGACGGUGGCCGAGACGCAGAAGAAGAAGACGUUUUGCCAGAUGAUGUCGACUGCAAUAUCACCUUGGAAGAUGUUGGCGGUUUGACCGAGGCGAUCGGGGUGCUUGAGGAGGCGGCAGCGGGUCUGCUGAAUCCUCAGCUUUUCUCGUCGUUUUCAAACGCGUGCUCGCCGCUGCUGCGACCGCCUCGCGGCGUCCUUCUCUGUGGGCCUCCGGGGACGGGGAAGACUUUGUUGGUGCGAGCCUUUGUGGGGAGUUUGCGCCAAGCCGGUCACCGGGUGUCGCUGUUUGUCCGGCGCGGGGGCGAGUUGCUGUCCAAGUGGGUCGGGGAGGCGGAGAAGAGCUUGAUGCAGCUGUUCGCUGCGGCCGAGAAACAUGCUCCGUCAAUUAUUUUCUUCGACGAACUGGAUGGCAUGGCCCCUUGUCGCGAGAAGAACUUGUUUUCAAAGGCGGGUGACGGUGAUGGAGCCUCCAGCUCCGGCUCAGGCGUCGGCGAGCAGGCGGCCCUGGUGGCGACACUCCUCGCCCUCAUGGACGGUCUGAAGCCGAUGCAGAACGUUCUUAUUUUCGGAGCAACGAACUGCCCGCAGUUGAUCGACAGCGCCCUCAGGCGCCCAGGUCGCUUCGAUCGCGAGUGCAGAUUCAUGCCGUUCAACGAUGUCCAGAGUUGCUUGUCCAUCCUUAAGAAGUUCCUGCGAGAACAGCUUGGAGUGCGCCGCCCGCCGGUCGCUGGGUUAGGCGAGAGACCGCGGACGAAGCGUGAGAAGCCAGCUGGAGGUCGACCUUCACGUCCACAGCGAGAGCACACAGGAGAGAGAGGCGAGCGAGCUGCUGCAACCUGCGUCGAGGAGGUGGACGCGAGUCUCGAAUGUGAGAGGGGAAGCCUCUUUGGCGAAGAAGCUAGUCGAGAAGAAGAGCUCCUCAACAUAGCCCAGGAGAUGCGCGGCAUGACUGGAGCGGAGAUCCAGCGUGUCGUGAUGGAAGCUGCGAUGGCGGCGACCCGAAGAGAGAAGCCGGAACUCUUUGACAUUUCUCUCCUACGCCACGCGCAGGCCAAGUGUGAAGACUUCGAUUGCGAGCCAUUCUUCUCCCUGUUCUGUCAGGCCUCGGCCCCACCUGUCGGGGCUGAAGAGAGCCUCGCUGCGCUCUUCUUCCCCUCUCAGUUGCUGGCAACCUUGCUCGGAACGAAGCGACCGCGCCCGGUACCUCUCGUCUCUAUCGACGACGUGGAGGCGGCCGUGAGUCUCGUGAAAGCCACAACCGACAGGGGCAGAGGCGCAGGGUGGACGGCGGCUGCUCGCGGAGACACUUCGACUUCCUUUGGGGCGACCCCUCCUGAGAAGCGGCACUCAAUUUCUCACCGAGGGGGCAGCGUGACGAGACGCGUCAUGAGGCUCUUGGACAACACGAGUGAAGCCGCCCACAGAUGUCGAAAAAGGCAAGGAGAAACUCCACAUCCUCACUUCUCGUCUUUCCCAUCUCUCCCGCCCUGUGUCACAGAUCUCGGCGGGAGCCUUGCUGAGAACAGCUCUGCUGAAGACGCCGGGGAAGACGUCUCGUUCUCUCAAAACAGUGGCCGCAGGGCCUCCUACCCCGCUUCUUUGUUUCCUCCCUCCUCGGUGUCCUCUUCGUCAUUUUCCUCCUCAUUUCCCUUCUCUUUUUCAUCUGGCUCUUCCUCUUGCUGCUGUCUGUGGGCAGCAGCAACGGAGGCGUCUCCGUUUUUUCGGCGUCCGGUUGCGUCCGUUCUUCACUUCCUUUUCCGAUUCCACGACGACCUUCUCUUUGAGGCUUGGCAGCGCCUCAUGACCAGAGACAGUCUCCUGUCUCUCGCGAAACAGACGCCGCCUCCUGGGAGCUGGGCGUCGUCGAGUGUCGCCCCGUCGGAGGCCGCCUUCGCGUCUGCAGGUCGCCAGCUCGAACUCGACCACGGAGACACUGGAGACAGGCAACUGGGUCGGGAGGAUGCGAUAACGUUUGAAGACAGAGAAAGCGAUUCAACAAUGCCCAGAGGAACCUGCCUCAGAGCCGGCCCUGCUUCUCUAGCUUUCCCUGAUCCUGGCGACAAGAGGGCGAACCUGGAGGUAGCCUUGGCCGGACCAGCGGAAGCCGAGAUUGGCGCGACGGACGGUGGGAUUGUGAGUCAGGAAAACGGCUUGUCGGUCGAAAACGGAGCGUUGAUUCAGAGCCAGUGUUCGUCCGAUCGCGGGGCUCCUUUCUCUCGCUCUUCGGUCUUAUCUUCUUUUGACGCCGCUCCUGUCUCUCUCGGAGUCCAGAGGCCCAGUGUCCCCUUGCUGCAGCCUGCACUCGCCGGUGCUUACCGCCGAGGAGUCGGCGGCGCCUUGGGCGCCAAAUGGCUGCUGCUGAGGGCCGGGGGGCGGUCCAGUAGGGCGGGGAAGCCGGCAGGCCGCUCUGCGGGUCUGCGGCCAGAGGCGAACUUGAGUCUGAAUAAAAUGGCAAACAAUGAAGGCGAUAACGCAGACAACGGGCUCUCCCUAAGUGUGCUUCGAGGCUACCUCAUUCCGGCGCUUCUCAGUGCUCUUAACGUUGGCGCGCGCGUCGAGCUGUCUCCGGCGACUCUCUUUGUCGGGCCUCAGACGACCGGCCCGGGGGGCACACCCAUUGGGGACAUACUCCACCGGGUUCUGCAUGUCGCCUCUGGACAAGACGACGGAAAAAGCGGAGCUGUCAUUCUCUACCAGAUCUCUGAGCUCUGGGCGUGUCUGAGUUCUCUCGAGCGACUGGCCUUCCUCGACUGUCUCCACCAGAGCGCUGCGGGGGGCCUGCGUGGGUCGUCUGGGGGGAGAAUGUGUUUCUUCAUUGUUUUGCUGGAGAAGAAUGAGAAGCUUCCAGUGGACUUGAGUCGCUUCAUGGCUGUCCGCGCCUCUGCUUCUCUCCACUCUCGGGAGGCCUUUGCUUUCGAGGGAAGAGAAGACAGGACGAGGAAACGCAGACACGACGACCGCGGGCUUCCGUCACGAGAGACUGACAAAGAGGCGCCCGUGGACAAUCCUACGGUCGACGAGGGAGCUGCUCUAUUAACGUGUCAAUUCGUGGAGGCCAUGGAGCAGCGAAUUCGCUUGUGGCUCGAGAGUCGCGACGAGGAAGAUCGCCGUCUCCUGCGUCUGAAGGCCCGUGCGAGGCUCUGUGGGGUGGCGGACCGAGAGGCUGCCUCGGAGACGCCGUCGCCUGCAUGCCAGCUGCUCUCCUCCUUCGCUCGCAAAGACCGAGGCCGCAAACCUGAGACAGAGAAAGACGCGACUCCAGCUUCCUUGGAGGGUGCGCGUGUGACCGCGAACUCGCCUUUCGACGCUCAGGCCUGGCUCGAGGAGGAUACGCCCGCGGCGUCGCUGUCUCUCUGCCUGGCUUGCUGCGUGUCAAAGGGCGAACAGCUGAGUCAGGAAGUGACGAAAUGGACAGACAUGUCAAAGCUCUUUUUGCUGCAGCAGAGAAGCGUGCAGAGACGGUCUGCGAGAUUCCUCAGACAGACCGAAGGGGGCGCGGGAGAUUCCUCUGAGGCACUCGAGAGGUGGGAAGAGAAAACGACCAAGAGGAAACUCCAGGCGACGCUCGCCGCCGCGCUCGCGCAGGCGCUGCAGACCCUGAAGCUGGAGAAGGAGAAGAAGGAAAGAGAAACGGAGGAGAAGAAGAAGAACAGAGGGAGAGGCGACGGAGAGGACGGCUUCGAGGAGGCAGAGGCCGAAGCACAGACACAACAAAGAGAGACCGAGAGACAGAAGAAGCGCGCGAACUCGUCGGGGUAUGGCGAGGCCAAGCUGGCGAGGCUCGAGAGACAGGACGCGGACGCACGAGAGGCGGAGGCGUCGAUGGAGGAGAGAGGGGAAGCAGAUAGAGAUGACGAGGGAGGGUCGACGUCGACUUGUUCGGGAAAAGAGCAAGAGGAUGACUGUUUGAGGGGGAGACAAGCGACACCAGAGGUCACACAUGAGGCACCAAGAAGAGAAGAUGUGGAGGCUGUGCCGUUUUCGGACUCAGAUGACGGUGGAGAUAAUGGACAGGAGACCAGGAAAGAUGCGGACGCGUCGAGGAAGGCCGACAAGGAGAAACCUGUGGUGGAAGCCAGAGAGAGGCGUGGAGAAGAAGGGAGUGCAUCCGAGGAAGAGGAAACCGAAUCUAGCGAUCGUUCAGACGCGGACGCAUCUUGCCGUACAGAAACAAGCGACAGGGAGGAGAAGGGAGAUGGCGAACCGGACGAGGAGAGCGAAACCUCCGACUCUGAGAAGCAUCUUUCUUCUCAGCCUCUCUGCUCUUCUUCAGACACUUCAGGAUCCGAAGACUCGCAGGAAGCAGACGGAACGGGAGAUGAAGACGAGUCAGACAGUCAGGCGACGAACGCGUCCUGGGGUCUCGGCCAAGCGGAUGAAGAGAGGAAAACAGAGAAGGGACAAAGGAAUGCGCAGUCACGGCCCGCGACGGUGUGUGGUGACGCCAUCGGAAGCACACAUCGAACGAGCCUAGAAACAAAAGAGAGAACAGAAGAGAAUGCCAUUACAGACGCGCGACAACCAGCCAUCGACAAGCCCUCCGAGCUCGACUGCCGGUCAAGACAGAGCGCAGAAGACUCUGGCGUCCACAACGGCUGCAUGCCGCACAUGCAAGAGAAACUAUCUCAAGAUCCGGAAGGCGGGGAACCUCCGCAGCGCGACUUUCACGAAAGGGAAGAACAUACACAUCAGUCUGCCAAAAGCGACAAGGAGGUCGACAGCCAUGUGGGAGAUUUCUGGGUUUUGCAUGGCCUCGAGCUUCUCGUUGAAGAGCUGCAGCGGCGGAACGCUGCUGGCGCGUACUCGUCUCUGGAAGCAUUCGAGUCAGAUCUGCUUCUUCUGCUCCUUGUUCUCCGUCGAAGUUUGCCGCCCUUUCUUCGCGGCUUUCGCACCUUUAGCAGAGAAGGCAAGAGCAACAAAGAGCGAGAACCAGGCUGUAAUACAGCCUGUCUCCCGUUGCCUCCGCGUGCUUCUCCGGAAGGGAGUUCAGAGCCCAAGAGAGACCCCGAGGAGACGGGGGGGAUCGGGGAAGCAUUCGGAGGCGGAGAGGAGGAAUCGGACGCUCGGCGCGAACGGCGCGUCUUUCAGGGCGAAUCGCCGCGGCCUCUGGAGACAACAGACACCCUUUUCGAGAGCGACGGAGACGCAGGAGACACAGAAGCGGCGAGCAACUGGGUGCGGCUCUCCUUGUGUUCUUCAGCGUGCUCUUUCGUGAGUGCGACGCCGUUUCGUGAUCCAAGCGAAGGUCGACGAUUCGAGGAGACAGAAGUCGAGGCAAGGCGCGCAGAGGAGGAAGAUCAAAGACGCGAGAUCGAAAGCGAAGUGCUCGAAGUCUACAAUCUUCUAGGCAGCGACGUCUGGCGUUUCCUCACCGCGUCAUUUGGGCAGGCUUGGAACGAGCUGGAGAGAGAGCGACAUCUCUUCGCGUUUUUCGCCCUUCGCGCGUCUUGUCGGGAAGCCAGCGAGGCAGGUGGAGACGACCGGAGCCGACGGCGGCGCAAACGGAAGGAGGAAGAAGAACUGCCUGAUCAAGAUGACGCACUCCCUGUUCGCGGCAGAAGACUGGAGCUGCCGCUGAAGCUGCUAGUCCCGUGCGUCCACGCCGCCAUGGUGGCCUUCGUUGAGAAGCGGCGGCAGGCCAGACAACUAGAAACAGAGGAAACGCCAGGCUUCGCCAGAGAGCCCACAAUGUCGCCUCUGAUGCCCGAGGAGUCCUCACGCGCCAGUGACAAGGUGAGAAGGCAGUCGCAUGGCGGAGUGUUUUCCCCCCGGUCAGCUUUGUCUCUCACACCUUCUUCACCCCAUUGUUCUUCAGACAGAGAACAAGGUUCAUCGCUGCCGGCGUCUUCCCCGCGUCGGGGGUCCCUCAGUUCCACGACGCGGGAGCCAUCGACAGAUCCAGCGUGUUGCGCCCUUUCGCGAGCUUCGCCUCGAUCUUCGUCCCCACCCUCCGGCGCCGCAUGCGUUCCCUCUCUCUCUGUCUCCUUGUCUCGACCUUCUGCGACUCUGUCGCUCCCCCUCGUGGAAGAAGUGAUGGCUGUCCAGGGAGCGUUGCUCCGUCAUCUGCUUUUCUCACCGACUCUGCAGGUGUUCUUGGACGUCUUCGAGGUGUGGUUUCAGCGCUAUGCGUCUCUCUGUUCAGCGUACCAAACGUUUUUCUUCUCUGUCGCGCCGAAUCUCUGUCCGCUUCUAGAAGCGUUUCUCCUUCUCUCCCUAGCAGCUCGACAGGCGGUCGGAAACGCCCUCUCACACGUCGAAGCCGACGAUCUCUCGCCACAGUCCGACGCUCACCUUCGUGAUGCGCCUGGAUCGCCGGCUUCCACUUCGUCACCGUCUGUCUCUCUUUCGAAAUGUGCACAUUCGUCUUCGCGCCCCGAGUCGGGCGAAGCCUCUUUCGGCGACUCCGCGGUCGCUGCGCGUUUUGCGAUUGCCAUGCGCUCUGCCUUCUCGUCAGCCUCCUUGUCGUCCUUCUCUCCUUGCCCGGAAAACCAAAGCGAUGAAGGUCUUUUCAAGCGUCAAGGUGUGCCUUUGUCGUUCUUCAUCUCCGCCUUCGUGGCGUCCCCAGCCUCGCUCCUGCCGUUGCCUCGAGCCUGGCGAGAGCUGAAGUGUGCAGCCGAGCUUUUCCAGGGCUCGGCGGAGAUAGCUGGCCUCGGAAACGGUUGCUGUGGGCUCCCGAGAUAUGGGAGCAAUGGCCGAGGCUCCUGGCACAACGCGGAAGGCCACAACGUUGGAGGCAGUCGCGAGAAGAGACAGGACGGGGCGCUGGACACGCUGGAUUCCGGGGGAAGCAAACCGAACGGCGAGGCAGAGGCGGGAAGCGAAAGAAGCGAGAAUUCGAGCAGCCAUUCUGGAAAGAAGAGCAGUGAAAGAGGCGAAGAGAGCCUUCCAAAGAUCGGGAGCGAUCAGCCUAGGGCAGGCGAGAAACGGCCGCGGCUGGCGAGUAGGCCGACGCUUGGGUUUUCCGAUGCCUUUCUCAGUUGUCCGUGCUGUGGAGACACAUCCAACUAUCCUCUUCAUGUCGCGGCUCGCAUGUCCGGUUCGAAAAACGACGCAGAGCGGACGAGGCGGCUUCUCGCCCAGGCGCGGGGGGGGAACGUCGUGGACGCGCCUCUACCUCUUUCCUGUUCUUCGAGUUCUGCCUCAGAGUCCUUAGAGAUGCUCGCGAGACUCGCAGCCCUGCGAGCACAGCGAGGCGAAGAGAAGAGAGUGAAAGGCGGCCGCCUCGAGCUUCUCUCUUCCUGGCUUCAAGACGACGAAAGGAGACUCACCCUUGCUAGGUCAAGCGCGGCGGUUGAGAAUGCACGCGAAGGGAGAGAAACAGCCAAUUCUGGGAGGGACGGCGACGGCAGCGACGAACAGGCAAGUAGUCGUGUUCAGGCCGGGCCGCUGCAUCUCCUGCUCCAGGCUGUCGACUCCAUGACCCGUGAGAUGUUGCUCGCUUGAAGGAAGCCUCAGGGCACUUUAGAAUUCGAUAUUGGGAAUCAAUGCUCUGCAAAACAACAUGUCAGGUUUCCUUUUGUGCGACUACCAGGACACGUUUUGUUUGUGUGAUUCGUACAGGAGGCGAGGGGGCUGUGGUUUAGCACGCGAGAAUGAGACUCUUUGCGUUCAUCGCGCCUGCACGUUGCUUGUGUUUCCCUGUGUCUUUCCUCGUUCUCGAUUCUCUGCGCUUGUAACUGUCUUGUUCUUCUCUGGGGUUUUUUCCCUGUGAUCUCAAUCGCGGCUUUCGCGACGCAGCGGAGGAAUUCAAAAGAGGGGUUUGAACGUGGUGUGGUUCUGUCAAGUUUUUCUGCGCGUUCACUCCUCUUUCUUUGUCGGUGGUUCUUCUGUAACUUUCUCGUCCUUUGCGUAUCAUCGGCGACCGUGUAUCACUUUGCUGACUCUGUGUCGCUGGAAUUCGCGGCUGUAUUGUAUGUGCACUGACAGCGUUAUGUUUGUGUUGUGUGCGAAGUAGCAAACCGAAGUGUGUCG
Messenger RNA from Toxoplasma gondii ME49, 12368 nucleotides. Its product is annotated as ATPase, AAA family protein. Gene Ontology annotation, molecular function: ATP hydrolysis activity; histone binding; chromatin binding. The transcript is spliced from 7 exons. Lineage: Eukaryota; Apicomplexa; Conoidasida; Eucoccidiorida; Sarcocystidae. Gene Ontology annotation, cellular component: nucleus. The record is from RefSeq and is a predicted model, not a curated record. The coding region runs from base 108 to 11840 and encodes 3910 amino acids. Gene Ontology annotation, biological process: positive regulation of transcription by RNA polymerase II.